Messenger RNA from Triticum turgidum subsp. durum (durum wheat), 1419 nucleotides. The record is from the annotation of a GenBank genome assembly. Lineage: Eukaryota; Viridiplantae; Streptophyta; Magnoliopsida; Poales; Poaceae.
AUGGGGAAGGGCAGUCAAGACGAUCGGUUGAGCAAGUUGCCCGAUGACAUUUUGCUCAACAUCGUUGACCGGCUUGGAAUUGUCGACAUCGCAAGAACCAGCUUCCUGUCCAAAAGGUGGAGGCGGAUCCCUGCCAUGCUCUCAAAAAUCGAAAUCGUGGUUGGUUCCUUUCAUCUGGGACAAGACAGGUCCAACGUGACGAGUGACGAUGUCAUUCGUGCCAGUUCCACCACCGUCGAAAUAACUAGGAGGAUACUGGAAAACAGGCCCCCAAGUAUAUACACCAUUCACCGACUGUCCGUGCAAUUAUUCUUGGGAGAUGAUUCCAUCUCCAUUGGACAGACCGUGGCCAACACUAUGGCAACACAAAAGGUUGGUUCGUCCGAGUUCACGAUUUUAACGGACAAGGAUGGCAGGAAAUGCACCUAUGAUGAAGUGGCUGCCUAUGGGAGGCAGCUCAGGUCAUUUGUUGAUGCUUGCCCGGUCGCGUUUGGUGGCCUCACACGCCUCAAGCUGGAACAUUUGACGCUGGCUCAAUCAGAUUUCCCAGAAAUAUUUGGCAUAUGUAAGAGGCUGGAGUUCCUCCACUUGUUCAACUGCGACGUGGAGAUUUCGUCUUCUCUACAAGUGGAACAUCCUCAACUCAGCCAACUUGAGAUUAUCAACUGCAGAUUUGAGAAUGGUGUUGAUCUGAAAUGGCUACCAAAGCUUGCACUGCUGACUUUUAAAGGUUGGUUCUCACAGGAGGAUCCUUUUUGCGUUGGUCAUGCCCCACUGCUCCAGAGUGUGAGCAUCACUAAUAUUGGUCUUUCUUACCACAAGAUGCUCAAGUUAAGUGAGAUCCUUGGCAAAGCAACCAUAAGUGAUCUCCAUCUCAAUUUCAGAUGCGAAAAGAUUUGGAUUAAACCAGAAGGUCCAAGACAAUUGUGGCAGGUGUUUCGUACACUAAAGGUUGUGACUUUGGAUAACAUUUCUGAAGAAUGUGAUCUGACUUGGACGUUAUUCAUUCUCCAAGGCGCACCCUUCCUGAAGGAGCUGUGCAUACAGGUGUGGGACAAUGUAUGCGAUAUGAUGGGAGACGAGGAAGAGAGGAAGAAGCAUGCAUUUAGCGAGGAGAGGAAGGACAAAGGCACAGAGUGGGAAGGACUGGCAUCUGAUUUCAAGCACCACAAUCUGGCUGUGCUAAGGAUUUAUGGGUUUCAAGCAGAAUGCAAGUUCUUUGAAUUUAUUAGAAGUGUGAUGGAAGCUGCAGUUGAUCUCGAAGGCAUAUACCUGCAUAACAGGGUAUUGUGUAAAAGGCGCAAUAUCAUGGUUCCAAGCACUUCCAAAUAUCCGAAAACAUAUAAACAGAAGAUGUCGGUGAGGAACAAAAUCUACAAGGGCAAUUGCUGGAUGGUUGGGAUACACUUCCCGGGCUGA